This is a messenger RNA of Polyodon spathula (Mississippi paddlefish), 2394 nucleotides long. RefSeq names its product ephrin-A5. Gene Ontology annotation, molecular function: ephrin receptor binding. The transcript has 5 exons. Bases 1439 to 2128 code for a protein of 229 amino acids. Gene Ontology annotation, cellular component: plasma membrane; external side of plasma membrane. The record is from RefSeq and is a predicted model, not a curated record. Gene Ontology annotation, biological process: regulation of actin cytoskeleton organization; axon guidance; ephrin receptor signaling pathway. Lineage: Eukaryota; Metazoa; Chordata; Actinopteri; Acipenseriformes; Polyodontidae.
GAGCUUGGAGUGAAAUAAAUAAUCAUUCGACUGUACAGUGGUAACAUCUUAGCGAUGUCUCGGUAGCAUCUGUGUAUGGUUAAGUGAACUGUUAGUUGACAAGGCAAUUAUUUUACAUUUUUCAGAUUAAUCUGUUUCAAAAUUAAUUUAUCCUUAUACCAACCGUCGGACUGCAAUUUUUGAACGAGGCACUCAGAUCUCUUUCAGUAAUUGAAUUAGUUGAAGCAGUGGGAGGAGUUUGUGUGUGUGUUUUUUUUUUUUUCGUGAAUCGCCCAUUUUCACAGUUGAAAACCAAUGAGGUUGCGCUGUGUGGGGCAGGAGCCGAACCCACUCACACACUGGGUGAGUGGCUGCCUUUGCUCUAACCUUCUCAUUCCGCCUAACUGAACUGCACAAAGCAGCAAAUGAUCAGCGACUUAUUUCAGUAUAUUGGAUGUUGCAUUGGGAGUACUCGCUUUCAGAUCCAGGAUCUACAACCGGGUGUGCUAUGUUGAAGUAUUUGAAAAUGCUUAUUUGCUUUUCAUGUCAGGAAAGGAUUUUUUUUCCCUCAUCCGUGACAGUUUGAAGGCAACCCCUGACUGAGCACCCAGCUCCUUUAUUCCUCACGAAAAAGGCAUUAAAAACAAAACAACAAAAAAAAAAAAAAAAACAAAAAAAAAAAAAAACAUUUUGAAUCAGCGCUUGGGGGUUCAUCUUAAAGUUGAAAAAAAUACUUCAGAAACAGUGGACUUAAAAUGCAAAAUAUGAUCUGAAAAAAAUCUACUUCUAAUCUAUUUCGAGAUUUUUUUACUUAUUUGCCCUGGUUACUGGUGGUUUGCGUUUUACAAUGACUGGCUUUGUCCUAUCUGUAUGAAGACCUGGAAACACAAGGAGUUUUGUAACACUGUGGAUAUUAUAAAUACAUAUUCACGUUUGGCUUGCUUUGCCUGGAUCAGCCUGCACGGUACAUUUUCAGUUUGUUUGGAGCGGUCCUGACUGAUAAGCAUUGCAUACAAACUGGCACUGUCCAAAACUGAUGCAGCUGCUGACAAUAACACACAAACUCAACGCGAACAUCAUAAAAAAGGAUCCUCUGCUGGAAGCACCAUAUUGACUUAAUUAACGUUAUAAACUACGUGAGCCGAUAAACACUUGCUUUUUCUUCGAUUUAAUCUAACUUUUACUGUCGGAUCUGUGACUCUUGCAGUUAGUCAAUCCAGUUGCAUUGCAUGUGAUCGGCACGGCUGCAAUAAAGGGUAUUCACUCAGCGUCAGUACGCUCGUAUUUUAACUGUAUAUUUCCAGAUACUGACACAUAACAAACAUUGCUGCAUUUUCUAAAACGUCAGGCCCACUGAUGUAAAUUAGAUUUAUUUCUCCGAUAAAAAGUUGUUCCUGAGACGAACACAGCUUUAUAAAAAACAUUUUCGAAGAGGAUUGCGUGCCGGACUUUAGUAGUGAUGUUGCAUGUGGAGAUGCUGAUGUUCGUUUUUCUGGUCCUGUGGAUGUGUGUAUUUAGCCAGGAUCCCGGCUCCAAGGUAGUGGCUGAUCGCUAUGCCGUCUUCUGGAACAGCACUAACCCCAGGUUCCAAAGAGGGGACUAUCACAUUGACGUGUGUAUAAAUGACUACCUGGAUGUGUUCUGCCCUCAUUACGCCGACUCCAUACCGGAAGACAAGACGGAACGAUACGUGCUUUACAUGGUGAACUACGAUGGCUACAGCACAUGUGACCACACCUCCAAAGGCUUUAAGAGAUGGGAGUGCAACAGGCCUCACUCGCCCAAUGGACCACUCAAGUUCUCUGAAAAAUUCCAGCUCUUUACCCCCUUCUCUUUAGGAUUUGAGUUCCGACCAGGCAGAGAAUAUUAUUAUAUCUCAUCUACAAUUGCAGAGAAUGGAAGGAGAACUUGCCUGAAACUGAAAGUUUUUGUGCGACCAACAAACAGCUGUGUGAAAACUAUAGGUGUUCAUGAUCGUGUUUUCGAUGUUAACGACAAAGUAGAAAAUUCAUUAGAACCAGCAGAUGACACCGUACAUGAGUCAGCUGAGCCAUCCCGCAGAGACAACAGCGCAGCAGAUACGCCAAGGAUACCACACCUACUAUUGGCAUGUGUACUUUUUUUCCUGGCAACGCUGUUGGCAUUAUAGCUCUUCAUGCCCAUGGAAAAAAGCCGGGUCCAGGAUACACUGAGAUUCCCCCUUAACCGCCUGACCUGUCGAGGUGACCUUUUCAAGGGACACUUUUGCAGAUAUUAAAAUUGUCUCUUUCAGUCUGAAAUAAAGAAUUGAAAUUGAAAUUCAAGAAGGAGAGCCAAUCCCCCCCAAACUGUAAACUAAGAUGCCAAAACCUGUUUGACACUUAGUGAUUCUUAUUUUCCUGUGCAUUAAUUUUUGUAAGACCCCCCCCCCCCCCC